AUGGCAGAUGAUCUUGCAAAAAUCAAAAAGAAAUUCGGUAAUCUUUCCGAGUACAGCAUACAAUUCAAUCGAUGGAUAUUGAAACCGAUAGGUGCUUGGCCGACCUCACUUUACAAGUCAAGAAUCGAAAAAAUUGUUUCAAAAAUUUUAAUUGUCAUCUGUUGGAUCUCUUCGUUAUUCACAUUAAUUCCGGGUGUGCUUCACAUUUUCUUAGAAAAAGAAGAUAUUUACGUGAAAUUGAAAAUUCUAGGUCCUCUGACUCACUGGUUAGUUGGAGGAUUCAAUUAUGCUGUGUUAUUGCUACGUAAAGAUGACAUACAUUAUUGCAUAAAAAAAAUAUGCGCCGAUUGGAAUAUUAUCACAAAGAAGCAAGAUCAACAAGUGAUGUUAAAAAACGCAAAAAUUGGUCGCUACGUCGCUAUUUUCUGUACAGUUUUCUUACAAGGUGGCGUCUUUUGUGCUUGUCUUGCAUUGGGAGCAUUCAAAAAGACCAUUAAAAUCGACAAUGAGACUGUGAACAUAUAUAAUUUACCUUGUCCAGCUUAUAAUAUGCCAGUUGAUACAAAUCCAACACAUGAUAUUAUAUUGGGUACGCAAUUACUGUCUGCAUUUAUAUGCAGUUCGAGUACUGCUGGCGCUUUUAGUUUUGUUGCUGUGUGUGCAAGUCAUGCUCUUGGUCAGUUGAAUCUGAUGAUGAUAUGGAUCAAUGAGUAUGUUGAUCGGCCAAUGGAUUUAAAUAAUAAUGCCUAUGUUAACAAAAUAGGUAUAAUCGUCGAACAUCAUUUAAGAAUUCUAAGUUUCAUAGCACGUAUUGAACAUGUGAUGAGUCCAAUAUGCUUCAUGGAAAUGAUUAAAUGUAUGCUGGGAAUAUGCAUGCCUAUAUAUUAUAUUCUUACGGAAUGGUCUGAACACAAUGUUCAAAAUCUGAUAGUAUAUGUUAUGAUAAUUAUAUCUAUGACUUAUAAUAUUUUUUUAGUAUGUUAUAUCGGUGAAAUUAUAACAGAAGAGUGUAAAAAAAUCGGUGACAUAGUUUACAUGACGAAUUGGUAUGAAUUAUCUGAUAAAAACAUUCUUAAUUUGAUGAUGAUCAUUACACGAUCUAGUAUGAAUAUAAAUAUGACCGCUGGAAAGAUGACUAAUAUGUCAGUGCUUACAUUUGGUAAGGUAUGUUUCCAUAAUUCUUUUACUGAAAAAUAUAAUUUUUAUAUAAUUUAUAAAGAAAUUUAUGGAAUAAUUUGCCAUUCCAGAUAGUAAAAUCAGUUUUCGCGUAUUUAAAUGUGUUACGUCAAAUUACAAUGAUGUAAAGUACUCAACAUAUACUUAGAUAUUAAACUUCAUAAUUUUUUAGUUUAAAUAAAUUUACGUGAAAUUGAAAAUUCAACAAAUAUUUUUUUUACUUAUAUUUAUAUAGAAUUAAUUUUCUUUUUAAUUUUCAAUUUUUAAAUUAAAUUUUUUUAUAUAUAUAUAUAUAAUAAGUAAAAGUAAUAAGUAAAUUUAUACGUAAGUAAAUAUUUCUAAAGAUAUCAUUGAAUACUUACACUUAUCUCUUCAUUAUAUAUACGUAUAUAUACGUAUAUAGUUUAUGAAUCGAAUCAACUGGUGGUUGAGGAGGAGACUUCAACUGCACUAGCAAUGUACGGAUUGAAUUUCUUUCGUGAUAAAAUGAUAUAUUUACGAUUUUAAAAUAUUCCACAUAGCGUAUCACAUUCCAGAUCAUAUUUCAAAUGUUUAAAAUAAUUUUAAUUUUUUAUGAAUUUAUUCCUGAUUUAUUCCUUUAUUUAUUUAAUUCUCCAUUGGUCUAUAGCACGUGCAUGUUACCCAAUUCAUUUCAGCUACUGUCGACAACUUGAAACGUAUCUAUACUGUUAAUAUAUUCACUAUGAUUGAAAAAAACAACUGACUAGACGAAUCGAUCGAUGCGCAUCCUUUGCGCAAGCGUUGGAGAACACAGUUCGACAAAUCAGUCCUCGAUUCAGUUGUCUCCGUGACUCUGUCAAGGAAAUCAGAGAGAGAACGUGAUGACAAACGAUAUUAAUGUGGCCAAACAGAAAUUUGAUAAUCUCAGCGAAUACAGUAUAAAACUGAGUAGAUGGUACUUGAAACCAUUAGGCGCAUGGCCUACCUCAUCUUCUACCACGAAGAUGGAGAGAAUUAUGUCGCAAAUUUUGAUUGUCAUCUGUUGGUGCAUAAUAUUAUUUACGGUAAUACCUGGUAUACUUUACAUAGUUUUCGUAAAACAAGAUAUCUAUGUAAAAUUGAAAAUAUUCGGUCCUUUGUCUCAUUGGUGUAUUGAUGGAUUCAAUUAUGCCAUAUUGUUGCUACGUAAAAAUGAUAUACUUCAUUGCAUAGAACAUUUACGAACCGAUUGGAAAUUGGUAACAAGAACGAAAGAUCAACAAGUGAUGCUGAAGAAUGCAAAAAUCGGCCAUUAUAUUGCAGCUUUCUGCGCAAUUUUUAUGCAAGUCAUCAUUUUCUUUUCGUGUUUCGUAUUGGGAAUAUUCAAACGAUCCAUACAUGUUGAUAAUAAAACCGUGGAAUUGUACAAUUUACCUUGUCCUGUUUAUAAGAUUCCAUUUGAUACCGAUCCAACGAUUCAUGACAUCAUGCUUGGUACUCAGUUUCUAUCAGCAUUUGUCAUAAGUUCGAGUGCCAGCGCCUCUUUCACUCUUGCAACCACUUUUACAUACCAUGCUCUUGGUCAGUUGAACAUAAUGAUGAUAUGGAUUAACGAAUUCGUGGAUCGCCUGCAAAAAGAGAAUAAGGAUAAUCACAUCAAUAAAAUAGGUGUAAUCGUCGAACAUCAUCUGAGAAUCCUGAGGUAAUAUAUAUAUAUUAAUAUAUUCGUUUUGAUAUUUUUUUCGCAAAUUUUUUUAAUUUCUAAUUGUGCAUUGAUCGCAGUCUCAUAGCACGUAUCGAGCGUAUAACGUGUCCAAUAUAUUUCAUGGAAUUGUUUAAAUGUAUGAUGGGUAUGUGCAUGCCUAGUUAUUACUUUCUUGCGGUAGGCAAAAUUUAUUAAAAUAUAUAUAUAACGAUUUUAUAGAUCGACCAGAAACAUAAUUUCUGAUUGAAACAGUGAAUAUUUUAUUUAUUAUGUAUUAAAUAUUGAAAUUUUGAUAUGCAUUUUUGAAAAUUCGUUUUUUCUCUGUCGAUCUAUAAUAGUUAAUUAUUUAUUUUUUAUAUUAAAAAUAAUUUAUCUAAUCAUUUUGACAAAUAUGAGAAACUUAUACAAAAAUAUACAUGAUGAUCUUACUUACAUUUGAAAUUAAAAAGAAAUCAAAUAAAAUAAAAUAAUAAAAAUAAAAUUUAAAUAUUUCUAAAAAAUUCUUGUUAAUAAUCAUAAAAUUUUAUCAGGAUUUAAUUUAAUUAAUAAAACUAAUAUAUUAGUAAAAAUAAUAUACAUAGUUGUUCUAGUAUAAUUUCGUACAGGUUUCUUUUUCCUUUUGCACUAUAAUAAAUUCUAUUAAAAUCAUAAAUUAGAAAAAAUAAUAAUAACAAUGAAUAAUUUAUUUAAAUAAUAUAGAUAUGAUAUAUUUAAUUGAAAAUAAAUUUUGAUUUUUUCUUAGGAAUGGUCUGAACGCAAUAUUCAAAAUUUGACUGUAUAUGUUAUGGUAGCCUUAUCUAUGUCUUUCAAUAUUUUAUUGGUAUGUUGUAUCGGUGAAAUAUUAAGAGAACAGGUAAUGAGUAUACGAUAAUAUGAUAUCUUAAACAUAAUUAAUUCAUUAUUCGCCGAAUUACUGACAGUGCAAAAAAGUCGGAGACAUGGUUUAUAUGACGAAUUGGUAUCAAUUACCUGACAAAGAUAUACUUAAUUUAAUUAUGAUUAUUUCACGAUCUAGUGUGGAAGUUAAAAUAACUGCCGGAAAGAUAAUUACCAUGUCAAUAUAUACAUUCGGUAAUGUACGUUUUUUUAAUUUCUUUGAUUUUUAUAAAAAAAAUAAUAUUAAUUUUUAAAAAGAAUCAUAAGAUAAUUUACAAUUCCAGAUAGUAAAAACAGUUUUCGCGUAUUUAAAUAUGCUGCGUCAAAUAACAAUGAUGUAAACUGCACAUAUAGACAUUGAAUAUACAUAUAUAUAUAUAUAUUUAGACAAUAAAAUUUAUUAGUUAUAAAUAUAAAA
Messenger RNA from Apis cerana (Asiatic honeybee), 4115 nucleotides. RefSeq names its product odorant receptor 22c. Gene Ontology annotation, cellular component: plasma membrane. The record is from RefSeq and is a predicted model, not a curated record. Gene Ontology annotation, biological process: detection of chemical stimulus involved in sensory perception of smell; sensory perception of smell. Gene Ontology annotation, molecular function: odorant binding; olfactory receptor activity. Lineage: Eukaryota; Metazoa; Arthropoda; Insecta; Hymenoptera; Apidae.